AUGCUGAUAACAUCCGUGAUAUGGACAAUCGUAGUAUUCACUUUUGUCGUUGCGAGACCUGAAAGUUAUGAAAAUGUAUUUGACAUACAGGAAGCAAAUGUGGUGCAAGAAAAAAUGGGAAUAUCGAGAACGACGCGACAUUUGCAAAUGAAAUCAGAAAAUGCGGAAACUAUUGGGAAAGUUGGCGACGAUGCCCUCAUGAGAGAAAAGGGAGGCUUUGAACUGCAUGAUUGGCUGUCGCAUGCGCAGAAGGAAGAAAUUCGAACGAUGGAAUCUGGAGGGAUACCUAAGAGCAAAAUCGUGAACAGAAUACUGGAAUUUUUCUCUAAACUGCCAUCCGAAAAGAUAGAUGUAUGGAAUAAAGUGUAUAGGGAACAAUGUAUUAAAUGGGUUGAGACGGUUGCUACAAACAGUGAGAUAGCGGAGUUGGAGGCCCUGAGGAGUAAGAAUGAUAUUGAAGAAUACGAAACAAAAUUGAACGAAUAUAAAAGUCGUCUACCGGAAAAGGAACGAAAUCAGAUCAACCAGUGGAAGGAUGGUUGCAACAAGUUAAACAAUUUGGAUAUCAAACGAAGUACACGUCAUAUAGCAUUACGACAAGCACUAUCACAAAACAGUGGAAAUGUUCAUCUUCUUUCUAACGAACAGAUAGCUUUAUUAGAGGGCAUGAAAGCUAGUGAUGCCAACGAAGAGGAUAUUAAACACAGAGUGAAACAGUAUUAUUUGGCAUUUCCAGAGUACAAAAGAAAGAAAUUGGAUUAUCAAAUUAGAACAAAAUGUGUUCAAUGGGUACAAGAUGUAACAAAUUUCCAUGAAAUCCAACUGCUUUUGAAUUUAUUUGAGAGAAGAAAUCGAUUAGUCUUUAAUACCUUGCUUGAUGAGUAUUUCGAACGCCUGCCUAAGGAAGAACAAGAUAAACUGCAUUAUAUUAAAGAUAUAUGUCGUGAAAUGUGGAAGAAAGCAAUGAUUUCUAGUCGUCGGAAACGUUACAUAGAUGAGGAGUAUAACGAAUGGAUAUUAUGGAUGAACGAUGAGCCUAAGCAUGAAUUGCAACAGAUGCGUAAUGAUGAACCAUUGUUUGAUGCGAAACACAAAAAAGAGAAAUGUAAGGAAUAUUUUGCGGCUUUGGCAAGAAAAGACGAAAUUAAAAAGUUGGAAGUCAUGCGCGACGAAAUGAAUUACGACGAACAUAAAAAAAUUAUUGAUGGAAUUUUGAACCGACAACCACAAGGCGUACGAGACAGGGCAAAUAAAUUUUAUCAGAUAUGUGAUGAGGUGUAUCACAAACAACUUGGCCGAUCAAAACGUGAUAUUGAUGCUCUAAUGGAGAAACAUCUCCAAUGGCUUACACCUGAGCAAAAGGCAGAAAUCAAGCAGAUGAAAGCAAACGGCGAACCACUGUCUGCAAUUAAACAAAAAUUACUUUCCUACAUCGGAAUUAUGGAAACUGACAAACAAUUUCAUAUUAUUGAAAAAACCAAACAGUCUUGCUAUGCUUGGCUCGGAAACGUGACAUCCGUUGAGGAGAGAGUCGAAUUGGAAAAAUUGCACCACAGUGAUCAUUCCGCCUGCAAGCGGAAGGUUCGAGAGUACAUCAAGCGAUUGCCGCCAGGAGAGCAGGAAGCAGUAAAUAAAGACCUGGAAGUAUGCGAACAUAUAUGGUACAAUGAAGGCAGACAUGAAAGCGGUCACGAACAUCAUCAUCAUCAUCAACAACAUCGAGGAGCUCGAUGCCUUCCUCAGAAGAUUCAUGCUGUAGCUCACGGUCGAAGCAAGCGGGAUCAUCAUGAACACAAUUUGGAUGAGUACUUCCGAACGCAUCUAAGCUGGCUCACGGAUAUCCAGAAAGAUGAAAUUAGGAAAAUGAAGGAAGAAGGAAAACCGAAAGCGGAUAUGCAAAAGAAAAUUUUUGAUUAUUACGAAAGUCUAACCGGUGAUGAAAAGAAGGAAGCUAGUGAGAAGCUUCGAGAAGGCUGCCGCGCAUUGCUGAAGCAAAUUGUUGGUGAUGAGAAGAUGGCUGAACUAAAACAGAUGAAAGAUUCGGGCGUAGGUAUAGAGGAACUGAUAGCCAAAGUGGAUCAUAUGUUGGAACAUGUUACUGAUGAGCCAAAAAGGAAAAAAUUCAGGAAUAUGAAAGAUGAAAUUAGGAAAAUGAAGGAAGAAGGAAAACCGAAAGCGGAUAUGCAAAAGAAAAUUUUUGAUUAUUACGAAAGUCUAACCGGUGAUGAAAAGAAGGAAGCUAGUGAGAAGCUUCGAGAAGGCUGCCGCGCAUUGCUGAAGCAAAUUGUUGGUGAUGAGAAGAUGGCUGAACUAAAACAGAUGAAAGAUUCGGGCGUAGGUAUAGAGGAACUGAUAGCCAAAGUGGAUCAUAUGUUGGAACAUGUUACUGAUGAGCCAAAAAAGGAAAAAAUUCAGGAAUAUGGUCCUGCAUGCCGUAAAAUCUAUGGGGAUCGACAUAAGCGGGAUCAUCAUGAACACAAUUUGGAUGAGUACUUCCGAACGCAUCUAAGCUGGCUCACGGAUAUCCAGAAAGAUGAAAUUAGGAAAAUGAAGGAAGAAGGAAAACCGAAAGCGGAUAUGCAAAAGAAAAUUUUUGAUUAUUACGAAAGUCUAACCGGUGAUGAAAAGAAGGAAGCUAGUGAGAAGCUUCGAGAAGGCUGCCGCGCAUUGCUGAAGCAAAUUGUUGGUGAUGAGAAGAUGGCUGAACUAAAACAGAUGAAAGAUUCGGGCGUAGGUAUAGAGGAACUGAUAGCCAAAGUGGAUCAUAUGUUGGAACAUAAAGAUGAAAUUAGGAAAAUGAAGGAAGAAGGAAAACCGAAAGCGGAUAUGCAAAAGAAAAUUUUUGAUUAUUACGAAAGUCUAACCGGUGAUGAAAAGAAGGAAGCUAGUGAGAAGCUUCGAGAAGGCUGCCGCGCAUUGCUGAAGCAAAUUGUUGGUGAUGAGAAGAUGGCUGAACUAAAACAGAUGAAAGAUUCGGGCGUAGGUAUAGAGGAACUGAUAGCCAAAGUGGAUCAUAUGUUGGAACAUGUUACUGAUGAGCCAAAAAAGGAAAAAAUUCAGGAAUAUGGUCCUGCAUGCCAUAAAAUCUACGGAACACCUGUGAUGCGGAAUAAGCGGAAUCAGGCAAAUAAUGGCACAAAACACUGCAGCAGUCCUUACUUGCAAUGGCUUACUGACGAAGAAAAAGGCGAAAUUCGAAAAAUUAUAGGGGGAAACAAAUCAAGAGCCGAUAUACUGAAAGCUAUCUUUUUUUACUAUCAAAUUCUUCCUGGAAAGGAGAAGAAAAAUGCGGGAGAGCGCUUGAGGUUAAGUUGUGAAGAAAUCGUUCGCAGUUUGGUCUACGAAAAUCGAUUAAGUGAAUUAGAAGCUUUGGAAAAUGAUAGUUCUACAAUGAGCGAGAUGAUGAAAAUGUUGUCAGCUGCAACGGAUAGAUCAAAGUUUGCACAAAUUAAGGCAUAUCAAACCGCUUGUAACAGAAUCUUCGAUUUGAGACAGCUGGUGAGAAGAAAACGCGAACACAAAGGUAAUUCAAUCGAUAAUUAUCUUGAGAAGAAUUUAAAGUGGCUUUCGGUGGAGCAGAGGGAGGAAUUGAGGGAAAUGAAGAAGAAUGGUAAAUCGAGGGCUGAUAUGAUUGCUAAAAUGUUUCAUUAUUACGAAGAAUUAUUUGGAGAAGCAAAGCAGCAUGUCACUGAACGGUUAUACGACGGUUGUCGACAAAUUUUAAAAGAUGUUGUUGGUGGAGAUCGCUACAAUGAAUUGGCAAAAAUGAAGGAUUCGGGUGCAAAUAUGAAUGAUUUAAAAGCGAAAGCUGAUGCAAUGAUGGGUCAUAAACAUUCAUUGGAGGAACAUUUCAAGACAGAUCUGAAAUGGCUCACAAAGGAACAAAAGGAUGAGCUACUAAAGAUGAAGGAGGAAAACAAAUCGGAAGCAGAUAUUCGAGAAAAAGUAUUGCACUUCUACGAAAGUCUAAAUGAAGAAGCUAAAAAAGAAACGGCUGAAUUCCUGAACGGUCCAUGUAACGAUAUGAUUGCGCACGUUUUUGGUGAUGAAAAAGCAACAGAACUGAAGGAACUGAGAAAAUCAGUUGGUAUUGCCGAUGAAAUUAGGCGCAAGAUGGAUGCAAUGAUUGAUGAGGUUAAGGAUGAGGAUAGGAGAGCCAAAGCACGAGAAUAUGGCUCAAUUUGCCAAAAGAUCUUUGUUGAUUACCAACAUAAACAUAAUGAACAUUCACUGGCACAUUAUUUUCGUACGCAUUUGAAAUGGCUUCCCGAAGCACAAAAGGAAGAAAUCAAGAAAAUGAGUGCUGACGGAAAAAGUCGCGAAGAAAUCCAAUCUAAAAUUUUUGAGUUUUUUGAACGUGCAAGCGGUGAAACGAAGAAAUAUGCCACAGAAUCACUAUUGGAAGGUUGUUACGAAUUAUUCAAAAUGAUUGGCGGUGAAGAGAAAGCUGAUGAGCUGCAUGUUAUGAUACAAAGCGAUUUGACUGCCGAGAAGAUCGAGGAGAAAAUCAUUUCAAUAAUCGACUCUGUAGAUGAUCAAUCGAAGAAGGCUUAUGCUAAAGCUUACGUAACGCCAUGCAUGCAACUCUACAGUAUUCGUUUAUCCAGACAGAAGCGAGGUUCACGCUUACUUGACGCAUGUUUAUUAAUCAAAAAUAUGGUUGGGUAUUUAGAAGCCUUAUUGGAUUUAUCCCAAUAA
Messenger RNA from Loa loa (African eye worm), 4698 nucleotides. Its product is annotated as ladder protein. Bases 1 to 4698 code for a protein of 1565 amino acids. The transcript is spliced from 17 exons. Lineage: Eukaryota; Metazoa; Nematoda; Chromadorea; Rhabditida; Onchocercidae. The record is from RefSeq and is a predicted model, not a curated record.